Molecule: messenger RNA, 2617 nt
Organism: Paramisgurnus dabryanus
Lineage: Eukaryota; Metazoa; Chordata; Actinopteri; Cypriniformes; Cobitidae
Source: RefSeq, a predicted model, not a curated record
UGAACUACACUCAAUGAGAGAAAAACCUGAUUGAUAAAAACUGCCAUCCCCUUUCUGAUACCACAUACACGUGUGUCCUGUUAUACGUCUGUGUAGCACUCGUACUCGUCCACUCAACAGAGGAACUGCUGCCAAAGUAAUUGUUAGCAACUCUGAGGAUUUCACGGCACAAUGACAUCUCAGGUUGCGCGGACGGUCCUGCGUCUGGAGGCAUCUGAAGUUGGUGAGCUGAAGGACGGCAUCAAUUUUAAGAAAAAUCCAGAAGAUGGCAAAUGUUACAUCAUUUUCAAAGACAAAGAUAAAACACAAGCCUGCAAAAACCAAUGCAAGCACCAGGGAGGACUUUUCAUUAAAGACAUAGAGGAUUUAGAUGGCAGAACAGUGCGUUGUACUAAACACAACUGGAAACUUGAUGUGUCCACUAUGGCGUAUGUCAACCCACCCGACAGCUUUAUGCAGGAUGAACUUGAGGUGGUACUGUCAGAAACUGAUGGGAGUUUGGAGCUGGUUGAGUUGAAUCCACCCGACCCUUGGACUGUGGACCCUCGAGAGGCACAAGAGCUACAAACUGGAGAGCUCACGUUGACAUACAUAACACAUGCAUGUAUGGAACUCAAAGCAGGAGGCCAGAAGAUGAUGUUUGAUCCCUGGCUGACAGGACCGGCAUUUGCCAGAGGAUGGUGGCUCUUACACGAACCUCCAUCUGAUGCCAUGGAGAGACUCUGUCAGGCUGAUCUCAUUUACAUCAGUCACAUGCACUCUGACCAUCUGAGCUACCCCACUUUAAAAUUACUCUCAAAGAAGCGGCCUGAUAUUCCCAUUUAUGUUGGAGACACCUCACGUCCGGUGUUCUGGUACCUGGAGAGAAGUGAUGUGAAUUUAACAAACAUCAAUGUGGUGCCCUUCGGUGUAUGGCAGAAUGUUGAUGAGCAUCUGAGAUUUAUGAUUCUGAUGGACGGCGUUCAUCCUGAGAUGGAUACUUGUAUAAUAGUGGAGUAUAAAGGUCACAUGGUUCUGAAUACGGUCGACUGUACCAGGCCAAACAAUGGGCGUCUCCCACACGGUGUCGAUGUGAUGAUGAGUGACUUCGCUGGAGGCGCUUCUGGCUUUCCAAUGACUUUCUAUGGUGGUAAAUACAGUGAAACCUGGAAGGCAGAGUUUAUCAAGAAUGAAAGAAAGAAACUGCUGAACUAUAAGACUCAGCUGGUGAAGAUUUUACAGCCCAAGAUUUACUGUCCUUUUGCUGGUUACUUCACAGAAGCUCAUCCCUCAGACAGGUACAUAAAGGAGACAAAUACAAAGAACAGCGCUGAAAACCUCAACGCUUCCAUAAGGAAGAGCUGCCCAAAUACUCUGACCUGGACUCCUUUACCCUCUUCUGUGCUGGAUGUUGCUCUCGCUCUUGCAGAUCCAUCUAACACGAAUGCAAUCACUCAACCUUCAAAUGGUACAAAGAUCUUUAAGGACAACUGGAACUUUGAUUUGUAUUUGGAUGAGCUGAAUGCUGCCAUUUCCAAUGAUAUCUUUAAAUACAAAUCAUGGAUCCAGUAUUAUUAUAAUUGGGCGGGAUUUAAAGGCUACAAUCUGGUUAUACGGGUCAUUGAGACGGAUGAUGAAUUUGAGCCACUGGAUGGAGGUUACGAUUAUCUGGUGGACUGCAUGGAUCUUUCCUUUCCAGACAGGAGACCAGAGAGAGAUCACGCAUAUGAGGAGAUUAAAAACAGAGUGGGUGUGAUGAGACACGUGGUUGUAAACGGACGACUCUGGGACGACCUGUACAUCGGCUUCAAUAACAGAAUGAGUCGAGAUCCUGAUGUUUAUCAUCACAAGUUUUGGAAUCAUUUCCAGACAGAAUUACCAUUAACAGCUCCAGACUGGGAUCAUUUCCUUCAAAAUGUUUCUGAACAAACGGAUGUUCAACAUUCAGAUCUGUCACAGGAGAAUGGUUCCUGUCUGCUCUCUUAAAGCAAAAAUAUGAAUACAGAAAUAAUUACAGCUUUCAGUCACCCAAACACUUAAGCCCUGUCCGAAAGUUAUGGUUUUCAUUAAUGGGUAAUAUAUGGGGUUAAAAGUCUUUAUGAUUUAUCAAAAUUAAUUAAUUAAUAAUAAUAAAAAAAUAACUUCAUGAAGUCAGUCCGGUAAAAUCAUAUAAAAACACAACAGCUGAAAUUACACAUUACACUUUCAAUUAUGCAUCUUGUCAUCUGUUACUUUGUUUCAUGGGUGAAAUAUGAUCAGCUUAAAAUUUUCUGAAUGUUUUAAUUAUGUGCUUCUAGGGAUGGGACGAUUACCGGUUUCAUGAUUAACCACAAUAAAAUAUCCUGACGGUUAGUAGUAUUGUUUAAAAUGUAAUUAUCAUUACAUCCGUGUUUGAUUAUGGUGAUUUUGAAAACUUGCGGUAAAUCCUGUCCAGCCAGAAUCAGUUUGACGCAGGCGCGCACAUGCAACAUAGUUUUUUGCACAAGAAGGCAUUUAAGGGAUAAUGUAUUGUAUUCAUUCAGGGUAAACUUAUUAGACAAAUUUAUUUAUUUUUUACCACAGAAAUAAUUUCAGGGACAUGAAAUUUUAAAUUGUGAUUUUGAAAAAUAAAACUUGUUCAAAUGUUUUCAGUGUGUGU